UUUAUUAUUCGAUUUUCGAGGUAGCCAUAUUACGUCCAGACAUUUCCAUUGCGUAGCGAGAAAUACAUCUCAACACAAGUUUACCAUUGUCUGGUUGUUUAACUUUGUAUAUUUUUUUUUUUUUUGUAUAUUUGCGUCAAUAUUGAUCACAAGAAAUUAGUAAAUAACAUAGUAAAUUUACAAGUUGCAACGUGUAAUAAUAGACCUUGAAUAGAGUUAAUGGGUGAGGUGAACGGGUUUCGGUUUUUUUUACACCAUACAUUACCGGCAGAAGAUUUAUAGUAUUCAAGAAAUAUUUGCCUUCCUUUAAGUUAUAACAAUCUAAUAGUUUAUAUAAGAAGUUUUUAAAUUUAUCCGCGUCUGUAAAACGUAAUACACCGUUUGAAUAGCCUAAUUUUUAGAAUGUUUUGUAUACGACCGAGUCAACCCUUUCGAUCAGUAGUUACAACUCAAGAACAAAGAAACCUUAACAAGUUCUGGAUGUCUAAAUAUGCCAGGCUGUGCAGCAGUUGGCUGCAACAAUCGUAGUGAGAAAGGUUAUAUUAUGAAAUGUUUUCCACGUGAUCCAAAGUAUAGAAAAAUUUGGCAAGAGCGUGUUGCUAGAGCUGAUUGGGAACCAUCAAAUAACUCAUUUCUUUGUCACGUACACUUUGAACCUCAGGAAUGGUCUAUAACACAAAGUGGAAGAAUUAGACUGAAGAAGAACGCAAUUCCUUCUAUAUUUACAGUGACAUCUACUAGAAAAUCACCUAAAAAAAGAACUAAGAUAUUUAAUAAGAAAGGUGAAAACUUACUGCAAGGUGAAUAUAACAUAGAAUAUACAGAAAAUGAUACAGAGCAUUCAUCUAUUGAACAUUUAGAAGAGAAAGAUUUGGAUUUUCAGGAGAUUGAGGAACUAUCUAUACAACAAACUACUAAAGAUUAUCUUAAACAUACCCAUAAAUAUACAGAAGAUAAGAGAGAAGAAAACAUUAAGGUUAAUCAUCAAAGGCAAAAUAUUGUGAUGAUUGCUGAUGAUAACCUCACUGAUAUUAAUAAUUUAGUGGAGCAAUACAGUCUGGAAGUUCAACCAAACAAUAAUAGAAAGGAAAUUAAAUUAUCCUUAUUUAUGAACAAUUCAGAAACUACACAACUAUCAAAUACCACUAUAAAGAAAGAAAUUAAAUUAGAGGUUAUGGAUCAUAACACACUUGAAGAUAGUUAUGAUGAAAUUGAAGAGAAGUUAAAACAAAUUUGUGAUGGUGGAUCUACUGAAGAUGAAAAUUAUAAAAAUGAGAUUGAGAAGAAGUUGAUGGUUAAGACUCAGAAGGAAGGUGAAAUUGAAGAAAAAAUGGACACAAAAGUUGAAUUUACUACUGAUGACCAUACAGUUGAAUUUACUACUGAUAACCAUAAAGUUGAAUUUACUACUGAUAAUCAUAAAGUUGAAUUUACUACUAAUGACUAUAAAGUUGCUUCGCCUGUUAAUAAAAAUCAUUUAUCAAUAAAAAACGAAGUCGGACAUAUGCUUACAGACAAAGAAGAAAAUGUUGAAAUAAUAUUUGGUACUGAAAGUGGGGAUGAAAAAACAUCUGUAUCGCAAACUGUAUCAAAAAUGAAUAAAGUGAAAAAUAGUGCACUGGAACAUGAUGAAAUGAUUUAUAUUAAAGAUGAAAAGAAGAUUUUCAAUGAAGACAUAGAAGAAAAUUUUACUAAAGAUGAAGUUUAUGUUAUACCAAAUAUAAGAGCGGCUAUGAAGCGUAAGAGAAGAACUAGAGAAGAAAUAAUGAGAUCAAUAAAGAAGUCAUUUAGAAGCAAUUCAGAUCAAGAUAUUAAUUCUUCAAGUAAUAGUGACUCAUCUGAAAUAGAAAUAAAAGAUGAAUUACCUUUGUUUUCUCAGCAAACAAAUGAUAUUAAUAAAAAUGAUGUAGAAAUAGAAACUGAUAAAUUUGUUAUCAAAGUAACUGGUGACCCUGAUGAUGUGACUGAAAUUAUUGAAGAGUUAUCACUUAACACAACAGGAACACAAAUAUCUAAAGAAUUCAGUACUGCUACCAAAAUUGAGGAAAAUGAUUUACUCAUUACAUCUGUUAUAACAGUAGAAACACCAAAAGAUCUGAAAGGUAUUAUUUAUGGAAAUUUUAAUAAUUCACUAAUAAAGAAUGAGUAUGUAAGUAAAGAAACUUCACUAAUGAAUCAAUUUCCUUAUGAAGACAGAGAGUUUACAAGUUUCAAUUCAACUCAUAGUUCUAAAACAUACUAUCCUUCUUGUUUCAAACAUACAUGUUCUGAUGACGAAGAAAGGAUAAGGACUAAUUUACUAUCACAAAAUUGUACACAAGGUGUUCAAACUUCCUUGGGAAAUAAUCCUAGUUGUGUUUCCUCAGAUUAUGAAGAUCUGUUAGAAAGAAUACAAAUUCAAGAGGAUGUAAUUGCAAAGUUAACUGACCAGUUAAUUAUUUAUAAAGAAUUUGAAAACAGUAUAAAAACCACAGGACAUGAAAUGCAAGUCAAAGAAGUGGAAACAUCUAGAAUUAAUACAAGAUCAAGUAACAUACAAUCUACAAUACUUAAUAAAAAGAAUUUAGAAUCCAAACGAAGAUUGAUAAAAGACUUAUCAAACAGAGUAAACUAUUUUGAAGAAAUGAAUAAAAAAUUAACAAAAACUGUAACAUUGGCAUCUCAGCAAAAAAGAAAGCUUGAAGGGCAAAUUAAACAAAAGGAUAAUCAAAUAAAGGAACUUAAUUGGAAGUUGGAAAAAGCAUCUAAAUAUCUUGAAAGAGCAGAAAAAAACACAAACACUUACAGAAGGAAGAUGUUAAGUAUGCAAACUGUUAUGAGAAGAAGAAAGCUUUUGGAUGAAAAAAUGUGCAAAUUUAAUGAAAUGUUACUAGACAGCUCUAAACAAGAAUUUUCAGAAAAGGUUUUAUCCAUGGCAACAGAGAUUUGGGAACUUUAUGGGAAAAAUGAAUAUGAUAAGCUGCUUUCUUAUGGGUUUCCAUUACCACCAUUACCAGCUUUAACGGAAGAACUUCUUACUGAAGAAUUUACAGAUCUUAACAGAAGUGAUAUAGACGAGGCACAAAAUUCUACGAAGAUAAGUAUUAAAGCAGAAAAAGCUCAUGAUACAAAUAAUGAAUCUGAAAUAGAUGAAAAGGACGCAGAACAUGUAGCUUCAGUUGGCAAAGCAACUGAAUAUGAAAGUGCAGAAACUGUAACAGGAACUGUGCAAGACAUUUUUGAUGAAAAUAAUGAUGGUGAUGAUUUUAGUACAAAUGAAUUAAGAGAACAUUUUAUUCUGCAAUUAAAUGCAGUUAUGUAGCCAUAAUUUUGUAUUUUAAUUAUAUUUUUCUUUUUACAUCUUAAGAACUGUAAUAUUAAAAUCAUAAAUACUUAGGUCAAAUCUCUUUUGUCAUUGUACUAUAUGUACCAUUGUGCUCUUAAGAAUUAUAUUUAUUGUAUAGUAUAAUCCAGUGUUCUUACUUCAAAUGUAAAUAUAUAUGUACAAAUAUUAUUAUAUGCGUAAUAUAAAAGACCAUUUUAAGUGAUUGAUUGCAGUAUUAAAUCAUUGCUUAUAAAUAAUUUUCUGCAUAAUGGUCUAUCGAUCUAUCUUAAAGUUAUACAAUACUUUAUGUUUCUUAUUGACAAGAUUUAUAUUUUAGUAGUAAAAUAAGAAAAACAGAUCUGCUACAAAUUUGUUUCUGAUGUUCUUCUAAAUUUAUCUUUGGCAAUAAUACUCCAAUAUUUGUGCAUCAGUAAAAUGUUAAAAGUAUAUGAAUUCAAUUAUGUUAUUUGAAAAAGAGAAGGGGCAAAGUAAUGAAAUAGUAAUUAAAAUCUUUUACACAAGAUGUAUGAAAGAUAAUAGUAUAAUAAUACUUCUGCAUAUUCAAAUUUUAUGCUAUCUAAUUACUUCAUCGCUGAAGAUAUUUAUACUAUGUAUGACAUAGGUAAUAUAUAAGUAGUAUGUUAAAAAUAUGAUUAUAAAUUUUGAGAAAUUAUAUAGGGUGAUUCUCUCGCUGGUUAAUUCAUAGGUAAUGUCGCGUGCCGCGACGAUAAUGUCAUGUAACUGUAAUAACUAGGAAAGUGGUCACCCUGUAUUUGUCUCAUUUGAAUAAUAUAAGGUAGAAGACAUUAUAACAAUAGUAAAUACACUUGAUUAUACAUA
This is a messenger RNA of Bombus impatiens (common eastern bumble bee), 4144 nucleotides long. RefSeq lists its product as uncharacterized. The transcript has 2 exons. The record is from RefSeq and is a predicted model, not a curated record. NCBI's taxonomy places the organism in Eukaryota, Metazoa, Arthropoda, Insecta, Hymenoptera, Apidae. The coding region runs from base 491 to 3301 and encodes 936 amino acids.